Rhea pennata is the source of this 726-nucleotide messenger RNA. RefSeq names its product RAB15 effector protein (gene REP15). NCBI's taxonomy places the organism in Eukaryota, Metazoa, Chordata, Aves, Rheiformes, Rheidae. The record is from RefSeq and is a predicted model, not a curated record. Gene Ontology annotation, biological process: receptor recycling.
AUGGAAGCAAAAUCACUGGCGUCAGAACUAGUCAGAACGACCACGAGCCAGAAAAUAGCACAUGAAGACAUGCAGGAGAGCAAGGCUGAAAGCCUAGUAAUAUCUGUGUUCAGCCAAGGUGUGGGCCAUGCAUCUCAAAGGAUUGGAGAGCCUCAGCCCAAAUGCCAUCCUGCCACAAGCAUUCUGAAUGAGAGCUUUUCAAUCAAUCAUCAAAACUUCAUCAGUUUCUGUGUUGAAAGGGGAGUAAAAAGGAGCUUAUCAAACCAGCAAAAUGACCAAACAGCAAUCAUCAUUGUUGAGUUGGAGUGGAUCUGGACUCUUUCUGGAGCUGAUAAACAAAUCAAACUCCAUUUUGUAGGGUGGGCGCUACAGAUGGCAGAGCUGUUCUGUAAUUGAAGUGAACUGGCUGCCACGUUUGAUGAGGGCUGCAGGGAAGUCUCGCUGGCAGAUAAGUUUUUCCAAAGCAAAAGCAAGUUCGAGAAGCUGGCCAAAUGCUGCUGCCUGGUGGGACGGGACUGCCUGGGCUUGUUCAUAAUGUUUGACAUGCCAAGAAAGCCUAAGGACAGCCACAGAGUCAUGCUAGACAGUAGCAAGGAGAAGCAAACGUGCUGCCUGGCAGGCAAGACUGCUCUAAGGCAGUCCGUCUCGGCUAUUGACAGCUUCCUGCCCACAAAAGACAUGCUAGCAAACUGUCUCUCCACAAAAAAAAUGGACUGAAGGAGCUAG